This is a messenger RNA of Saccoglossus kowalevskii, 518 nucleotides long. RefSeq names its product salivary C-type lectin 2-like. The record is from RefSeq and is a predicted model, not a curated record. Lineage: Eukaryota; Metazoa; Hemichordata; Enteropneusta; Harrimaniidae.
GUCAGUCCUUUAGUUACUAUGUUUUGUGGUUAUAUUGUUUAAUAAUUAUUGUGCUUUUUUCUUUUUCCUUUUAUUUGCCUGGAACUAUUAUGAACUGAAUAGAUUAAAAAAGAGACCAGUAUGUGUUCAAGGUGAUUGUUUAUGGCUUUACAGUUGUUCCUGUAAUCGUGUGAUGGAGGAAUAUAUUUCCCCACUUGAUAAAAACAUAGAUGGUGAUAUGGCAGUUUAGUGAGGUAUUACCCAUGGAUAUUCCGUGUUGUUGUAAAAUCACCAAUACUAUAUGUGAUGGCUCACGAUAUUUUGAAGUUAACACUGAUGAAGUGGACUGGACUACGGCAAAUGCUAGCUGCGAAGAGCGUGGUGGAAAACUGGCAAAGCUAGACACAGAGACAUCAAAUACAUAUGUUGCGAACUACAUAAAGUACAAUAAUCUAGAUGACGAGGUCAGAGGUGGCUUCUGGAUUGGGUUGAACGAUAUUGACAAUGAAGGGACGUUUAGUUGGUUGGACGGGUGGUGA